AUGAAAGAGAGUAAACAGCAAUAUCAAGAUGAUAUUCCUAUUCCACCAUCGUUAUUUCAUGUGACACCAUGUACAAUGUCACCUGAUACAUUUACAUUACCAUCAACAACAAUGUCAACAACACAAUUAAUAAAAAAUGAAACACAAAGAUCAAAAAUAUUCUCACGAAAUUCAUUUUCAGCGUUCGAUGUUGUCCAACAACCCGUGAAAAAAAGUAUUAAAACGGAUGCGCCAUAA
Adineta ricciae is the source of this 237-nucleotide messenger RNA. The record is from the annotation of a GenBank genome assembly. NCBI's taxonomy places the organism in Eukaryota, Metazoa, Rotifera, Eurotatoria, Adinetida, Adinetidae.